Diprion similis is the source of this 672-nucleotide messenger RNA. RefSeq names its product deoxynucleoside kinase-like. Gene Ontology annotation, cellular component: cytoplasm; mitochondrion. The record is from RefSeq and is a predicted model, not a curated record. NCBI's taxonomy places the organism in Eukaryota, Metazoa, Arthropoda, Insecta, Hymenoptera, Diprionidae. The transcript has 5 exons. The coding region runs from base 1 to 672 and encodes 223 amino acids. Gene Ontology annotation, molecular function: deoxynucleoside kinase activity.
AUGUCCAAGACUCCAACGAAACUGGGAAGGAUCCGAAAAACGCCUCACUCCAAAGAAAAGGUCGUCCACCUGGACCGUCUAGCUUCGUUCGAGGAACGGACUCGAACGGAAUCACCCGGACCUGGAACAUCCUCCCAGAAGAAGCCACUUUGUAUUAUCGUCGAAGGAAACAUCGGAUGCAGGAAGACAACCUUUACUAAGAGAUUCAUGGCCGAUCCUCGGGUCUGUACGUUGUUAGAACCGCUAAAUGAAUAUCGUAACAUUGCUGGGGUUAACCUACUCGAAUUAAUGUAUAGAGACCCGGAUCGCUUUUGCUAUCAAUUUCAAAACCACGUUCAACAGGUUAUGUGUGACAGACAUCUUCAAGUAACCUCUCUUCCUGUCAAAAAUUCCGCUCUCCUUAUUGAAGCGUUAGGACUCAUAGUAGAUUUGAUAGUUUACCUGCGAGUUUCCCCUGAGACUUCCUCUGCUCGGAUCUCUUCUCGCUCACGAGAAGAAGAAUUCGGAGUUUCUUUUGAAUUGCCCAGAACUCUUCAUGAAGUCCAUGAAGAAUGGCUAGUAAUCGGAAAAUUUUCUUCCUUACCUGCUUCCUUACCUUACCCCGUUAUGAUCAUAGACGCCGAAACCUCCGCUGACCAAGUUUACAACGACUUAUCAAUUUUUACCGCUUGA